Molecule: messenger RNA, 912 nt
Organism: Myxocyprinus asiaticus (Chinese sucker)
Lineage: Eukaryota; Metazoa; Chordata; Actinopteri; Cypriniformes; Catostomidae
Product: odorant receptor 131-2-like
Exons: 2
Coding region: 37-912 (291 amino acids)
Biological process (GO): G protein-coupled receptor signaling pathway
Cellular component (GO): membrane
Molecular function (GO): G protein-coupled receptor activity
Source: RefSeq, a predicted model, not a curated record
AGCUUCAGUGCCGCUCUCACAAAAAACAUUGUGGCCAUGCUUGUUUGGCUCACUCUCAGUGUCCUUAAUUGCAGUAUGGUGUCCACAUUCCUCAAGCACAGAUUCUUCUACGAAGAUCCACGUUAUGUCAUGUUCAUCUGCAUGGUUAUUAAUGAUGCUAUUCAACUGACGCUGGUCACCGCCUUGUAUGUGGUGAGUUAUGCCUUCUCAAAGAUCUUGGCAUCUGCUUGCUGCCCCCUGAUUAUGACAGCUGUGACGACCACACGCUCCACGCCUCUUAUCCUGGCCGGCAUGGCCCUCGAGCGCUACAUCUCCAUCUGUUUCCCCCUCCACUACAGCCACUUCUGCACGGUGACACGAUCCAUGUGGAUCAUCGGGAUUAUCCUCGUUCUCAGCUUCAUUCCCCCCUUUACAGAUCUGAUCAUCACCGUGGCCAAACAGCCACCCUCAUUCUUCCACACCUCCAUUUUCUGCGACCAAUAUCUCCUAUUCCAAGAUCUCUCCAUUUAUUACAAGAACUGUGCGUUUGAUAGUGUCUAUUUCUCGUUUGUCUUCUUGACUUUACUCUAUACAUACUGUAAAAUCAUGUUGACUGCCCGUGCAGCUUCCACCGACCUGGCGUCUGCCAAGAAGGCCCGAAACACAGUGCUGCUCCAUGGGGUCCAGUUGCUGCUGUGUUUGUUGGCGUUUGUUGUGCCUUCCAUACAGGCUCCACUUAUACAACUGUUUCCAAUGUAUGGUCUGGAAAUCCGUUAUGUUAAUUUUCUUCUUGUGUACAUUAUCCCACGAUUUCUCAGUCCUAUGAUAUAUGGGUUUAGGGAUGAGAGGUUUUGCAAGUACUGGCUCAGAUACUUUAUCUCCAAAGUGUGGAGAGUAAAACCAGCCAGCCAUUUCUCCCGAAAGCCAGGAUGA